Molecule: messenger RNA, 1401 nt
Organism: Striga hermonthica
Lineage: Eukaryota; Viridiplantae; Streptophyta; Magnoliopsida; Lamiales; Orobanchaceae
Source: the annotation of a GenBank genome assembly
AUGGUGAAAGGUACACUGGCUAAUCACCUGACGGUGCAGCUGGACCACUUCUACCUGAACUCGCCUCUCCAACCGGUCAACUCCUCACUGUCCCAGAAGCUUCUGGAUUCCGAGCCUCUGCCCCAGGACUCCGAUGCAAACGCCGCCGCCGACGACAGAGACUUCAUCCUUAGUCAGGAUUUCUUCUGUACGCCCGAUUAUAUAACUCCGCCUAUGCCGGCUGUCGGGAGCUAUGCCGGUGAGAACAAGGAAAAUUUCGAAUGCCCGAGGUCACCGGAGAAAAUUAAGACUAACCGGAGCAAAAGGCAAAAACUUGCUUCAGAUGCGAACUUAGAAGCCUCUACUGAAUCAACUGAUAUUGGCCAUCAAGCAUUGGUAGAAGAAGUUGCACAAUAUAGCCUUGUAACAGAUGAAAUGGAGAUCAACAAAACUGUCUCUUUGCAAAAGAAUCGUGGUUAUGUUUCACAGUCUGCUGUGGCUUUACGGUGUAGAGUUAUGCCUCCUCCAUGCCUUAAGAAUCCAUAUCUUAAGGACACUUUGGAGUUCGAUUCUGAUCCUUUGGAUAAUCAAAGAUCCAAAUGUGCAGGGUUUUACCCUGCAAGUAUUGGUGGUGAUGGCCUUUCACGCUAUCGAACAGAUUUUCAUGAAAUAGAGAAAAUCGGUAGUGGAAACUUCAACAAUGUCUACAAAGUAUUGAAGAGAAUUGAUGGUAGCAUGUAUGCAGUGAAAAUCAGCAUGAAACAGUUGCGCCAGGAUACAGAAAGGCGCAAAGCUUUGAUGGAAGUACAAGCUCUGGCUGCUUUAGGUUAUCAUGAGAACAUAGUGAGCUACUACACUUCUUGGUUUGAAAACGAACAACUUUACAUCCAACUGGAGCUGUGUGAUUCUUGCCUAUCGAUCAAUAAACUACCUAAAUUAUUGACAGAGGGAGAAGCUUUGGAGGUCAUGCAUCAGGUAGCGAAGGCAUUACAGUUUAUACACAAGAAAGGGAUAGCUCAUUUGGAUGUAAAGCCGGACAAUAUUUAUGUUAGAAAUGGGAUUUACAAACUUGGUGAUUUCGGUUGUGCGACUCUCAUUGAUAAGAGCUUGCCGAUUGAAGAGGGUGAUGCGCGUUACAUGCCGCAAGAAAUCUUGAACGAGAAAUAUGAUAAUCUUGAUAGAGUUGAUAUAUUCUCAUUAGGGGCUUCAAUAUAUGAGCUUGUGAGAGGAUCGCCUUUACCCGAAUCGGGUCCCCAUUUUAUCAAUCUUAGGGAAGGAAAAUUGCCUCUUCUUCCCGGUCAUUCAUUGCAGUUCCAGAGUUUAAUCAAGGCUAUGAUGGAUGCUGAUCCUGUUCGACGACCAUCUGCCAAGGAACUAGUCGAGAAUUCUAUCUUUAGCAGGCAUAAGAUUUGGAACAAAUAA